Rattus rattus (black rat) is the source of this 1593-nucleotide messenger RNA. Its product is annotated as keratin, type I cuticular Ha2. The record is from RefSeq and is a predicted model, not a curated record. Bases 1 to 1362 code for a protein of 453 amino acids. The transcript has 7 exons. Lineage: Eukaryota; Metazoa; Chordata; Mammalia; Rodentia; Muridae. Gene Ontology annotation, molecular function: structural molecule activity.
AUGCCAUCCAACUGUUGCAUCACCAACACCUCUUCAGCAUCACUCAAGAGCUCUGCACGGCCUUCCUCCAUCUGUUCCAGUAACAUGGGCAGCAGAUCCGAGCUGUGCCUGGGUUAUGUCUGUCAGCCCCUGCAGUGCAUGCCCUCCGUCUGCAUGCCUACCACCUACAGGCCAGCCAGUUGCCUUUCUAAGACCUACUUGUCCAGCUCCUGCCAACCCAGCAACCGCCGGCCAACUGGUUGCAUCUCCAGCUCCAUGGGUACCUAUGGCCUGUUCUGUGAGGGCGCCUUCAAUGGCAAUGAGAAGGAGACCAUGCAGGUCCUGAAUGAUCGCCUGGCCAACUACCUGGAGAAGGUGAGGCAGCUGGAGAAAGAGAACGCAGAGCUGGAGGGCAAGAUCCAAGAUGUCUACCAGGCGCAGGUGCUGACCAUGUGUCCUGACUACCAGUCCUACUUUCAGACCAUCGAAGAGCUGCAGCAAAAGGUUCUGUGCACUAAGGCAGAGAAUGCAAGGAUGAUUGUGCACAUCGACAAUGCCAAGCUGGCUGCAGAUGACUUCAGAACCAAGUAUGAGACCGAGCUGGCCCUGAGACAGCUGAUAGAAGCAGACACCAAUGGCCUGCGCAGGAUCCUGGAUGAGUUGACCCUGAAUAAGGCUGACCUGGAGGCUCAAGUAGAGUCCCUGAAGGAGGAACUUCUGUGCCUCAAGAGAAACCAUGAAGAGGAAGUUGGUGUCCUUCGACAACAGCUCGGGGACCGCCUUAAUAUCGAGGUAGAUGCUGCACCUCCCGUGGACCUAACCAGGAUGCUGGAAGAGAUGAGAUGUCAGUAUGAGACCAUGGUGGAAACCAACCACAGGGAUGUGGAGGAAUGGUUCAAUAUGCAGAUGGAGGAGCUUAACAAGCAGGUGGCCACAAGCUCUGAGCAGCUUCAGAGUUACCAGUCAGACAUCAUUGAUCUGAGACGAACAGUCAAUACUCUGGAGAUAGAACUGCAGGCUCAGCAUAGCCUGAGAGACUCUCUGGAAAACACGCUGGGGGAGACGGAGGGCCGCUUCACCUCCCAGCUGUCCCAGAUGCAAUGCAUGAUCACCAAUGUGGAGUCUCAGCUGGCUGACAUCCGCUGUGACCUGGAGAGACAGAACCAAGAGUACAAGGUGUUGCUGGAUGUCAAGGCCCGGCUGGAGUGUGAGAUUGACACGUACAGGGGUCUGCUGGAGAGCGAGGACAGCAAGCUACCCUGUAACCCUUGCUCCACUCCCUACUGCCAGCCUUGUGCACCCUCCCCUGGGGUAUCCCGCUCUGUGUGUGUGCCCCGCACUGUUUGUGUGCCUUGUCCGCCCUGCCUACAGACCCGCUACUGAAGCUUCUGAGCAUCCCUCAGCGUGUGGGUCCCUGAGGGACCCGAGUCCUGUGGCCUGGUGCCUCUUCACACCAAGCCUGACCACAAUCCUGAGACCAAGAAAAGAGUGUGGCCAGCCUAGCUGGCCCUGACCAGAACCAGGAACUGGACACUAGCAACGGGUUCUGAUGUUACAUUGCUUCAACGCUACCUCCUCUGUUUCCCUGGGCAGAAGGUUCUCUUUGGUGCCGUU